Messenger RNA from Monopterus albus (swamp eel), 9244 nucleotides. RefSeq names its product SH3 and multiple ankyrin repeat domains protein 1-like. Bases 492 to 7520 code for a protein of 2342 amino acids. NCBI's taxonomy places the organism in Eukaryota, Metazoa, Chordata, Actinopteri, Synbranchiformes, Synbranchidae. The transcript has 28 exons. Gene Ontology annotation, cellular component: dendritic spine; postsynaptic density; postsynaptic membrane. Gene Ontology annotation, molecular function: ionotropic glutamate receptor binding; synaptic receptor adaptor activity. The record is from RefSeq and is a predicted model, not a curated record.
AACCAAUGAAGAGAGGUCAUAGUUAGACAUUGCUUCAUUUUUAAGGGUCUGCAAGCCAAAAGGUUCACUUUAACCCAUGAACAAAAUCCUAAGGCUAAUUCUAAUGCCUAACUUUACUUAAUAACUAGAACUAAUCUCAACCACCUGCCCACCCUCAAACACCAUGUGCAUUUUUACCAUCUUCCUGUUAUUAUGAAGAUAUUUGGUCCUAGUUCCAAGGCAUCCAAACAUACACACAAACUCAUUAAUGCACAUUUAUAGAGGUGGAACCAGCACUUGUUAGUGUUUUGAUAGUGGAUCUACCCUAUGGCUGCUUUGUAAACUGUUUCUGUUGGAUCUCUGGCUAUUGGCUCGCUUCUUCAUCUCUACAUUAUUUGUCAAUUACAGGCCACUGCACACUGUGCCAGACACCUGUUGAUGUUCCUUGGUCUCCGAUAGAGCAUGUUUCUAAGGAUGAAGCCAGUCUCAUGGGAUAGCCAUGUUUUGUCUCCAUGACAGCUAUGUCACUCAGCCCUCAACAGCAAAGGAUGCUGGGAAAUAACGAGCACUUUUAUCCCGAUCAGGAUGACAAAGAUGGGGAGGAUGAGGAGGAGGAAGAGGAGCAGGGAGGAGAAAUCAGAAAAGCGAAAGUUGGACGUGACACCGAAAAUGGAGGGUUAGAGGGUCUGGAGGAGAAGGAAAUGACAGGAGGACGACAACCCUGGGAAGGAAAAGGUGGCGAGGUGGUGAAACCAGCAGCCAUUGUGGUUGGUCGACAGAGAGCAGACCGGUCUCUGAGGCUGGGCAACUUGGGUAACCGGGCCGUUGCUUACAUGUCUAAUCAAGCCCCGCUGCAUCAUCAAGCAGCCAAUAAGCAGCAGCAUCAUCAUCUCAUGGCAGCCAAUCAGCAGCCUCAUCACACAGGCCUGGGUGCGCUGCAGAGGCGACGAGCUCUCAUGGAGCGCAGCAAGACCACAGUGGCUCUGCAGGAGGACACUUUCCUGACCAUGAUGGUGUUUCGCAUUGGAAUUCCUGACAUCAAACAAACAAGGUGUAUGCAGUUUGACCAGGACUGCACUGUGUGGAGCGCUAAGCAGCAGAUCAUCUGCUCCCUCAGCGAGACACUGUGGGACGCAUACAACUAUGGCCUCUUCCAGCCGGCUGGGGAAGGGCGGGACGCCAAGUUCCUGGAGGAGGAGCGGACCUUGCGAUACUACUCUCAGUCUUUUGAGAAAGGAGUGCCUUACCUGGAGUUUAGGUACAAAACCAGAGUUUAUAAACAGACAAAUCUGGAUGAAAAGGCUCUGGCCAAGCUCAGCACAAAGGCCAGCCUGAAGAAGUUCCUCGAUUACGUUCAGACUGGAGCAAUAGAGAAGAUGGCAAAAAUACUUGAUAAAGGUCUUGAUGCAAAUUUUCAUGACCCCGAUACCGGAGAGACCCCUCUUACUUUGGCCAUACUGUCCGGCCUGCCAGUGGAGGGCAUCAAAGUGCUGGUUCAGGGAGGUGCUCAUUUGGACUUCAGAAGCAGAGAUGGCUUGACAGCGCUGCACAAAGCUGUCAGGGCUGACAGCCAUGCUGGGCUGCUGGCUCUCUUGUCCCUUGGAGCAUCUCCAGACUACAAAGACCGCUGUGGCCUGACCCCGCUGUACCACACUGUACUGACAGGGGGCGACACUUCCUGUUGCGAGACCUUGCUGUACUACAGGGCGAGGCUGGGGACAAGAGAUGAGGAUGGUUGGGAUGAGUCCCAUCAGUACAGGGAUGAAGAGGAGUUUGGAAUGGAAGAAAUACACAAGGCUUGUCAGAAUGGCUUUGCCCAGCACUUGGAGCAUUUGCUGUUUUAUGGGGCAGACACCACUUCUCAAAAUGCCUCAGGAAACACUGCACUUCACAUUUCUGCCCUGUACAACAAGGAAAGCUGUGUCCGUGUUCUUCUGUACAGGGGAGCAAAUAAGGAGGCAAAGAACAAGCAUGGUCAGACCCCUUUUCAGCUUGCUGUAAUGUCUGGUCACUUUGAACUCGGGGAAAUCAUCAAAAACCACAAAGACUCUGACGUAGUGCCCUUUUUGGAAUCGCCCAAGUACGUUCCCAGGCGAAAAGAGAGCAUCCUCACACUGCCUCUGCCCUUGCUUCAUUCCCACCCCCUACUCCGUGCUAACAGCGAUAAUACCAUGACCCAGUCUGACCCUCUGGCCCUGCCCAUCAAGGCUGCAACCAAUCCCAACCUAGGACAGGCCCAGCGCAGGGCCUCCAUAGCCAUUAGAAGCUCCAGCAGCCCCAGAACACGUGCUCGCUCCCCAUCCAGAGGAAGAGGGGGCCAAAGCGACACAGAGGAGAGGCACCGGCAUCCAAGAGGCAGACAGGGUGCAGCCUCAGCGGGCGGCGGGGGAGGUCAGAUGAAGCGUAUGUACAGUGCAGUGCCAGGGCGGGUGUACGUGGCCACUCGUGCUCACUCUGCAAGUGGAGACAGAGAGCUAUCCCUCAACAAAGGGGACAAAGUUAAAGUGUUAAGUGUAGGAGAAGGGGGAUACUGGGAGGGAACAGUGAAAGGUCGCACUGGCUGGUUUCCUUCAGACUGUGUGGAAGAGGAGGCAGCCCUCAGCAAAGACAAUCGAUUAGAGACGCGCAGCGAGAAAGCCAAGAGAAAGCUUUUCCGUAACGUCACUGUGGGAGCCUACGAUGGCACUGAUGGCCCCAGUGACUACAUCAUUAAGGAGAAGACAGUGCUCCUACAGAAGAAGGACAGUGAGGGAUUUGGCUUUGUGCUUAGGGGAGCCAAAGCUCAGACUCCCAUAGAGGAGUUCACUCCAACGCCAGCGUUUCCUGCGCUGCAAUACCUGGAGUCUGUCGAUGAGGGGGGCGUGGCGUGGAGGGCGGGCCUGAGGAUGGGAGACUUCCUCAUUGAGGUGAAUGGCCAGAAUGUAGUGAAGGUUGGUCACCGGCAGGUGGUUAAUAUGAUCCGACAGGGCGGCAACAGUCUCAUGGUGAAAGUUGUGAUGGUUGCUCGAAACCCUGAACUGGAGGACACUGCUCGGAAGAGAGCCCCGCAGCAGAGUAAAAGACUGACUCCUCCUGCCAUUGCCCUGCGCUCCAAGUCAAUGACAUCAGAGCUGGAAGACAUGGUGGACAAAGCUGCCUCUCCAUGGAAAAAGAAAGCAGAGUACGAGUCCUCUCAGGGUCCUGAUAAGAAGAGGACAGUCUAUCAGAUGGCGCUAAAUAAACUGGAUGAAAUCUUGGCAGCUGCCCAACACACUAUUUCAUCAGACAACCAGGGCCAGAGAGGUCAUGGAGGCAAAAGGGAUCGGAGCAAGAGCAUUGUCUCCAGUGAGCAACCCUAUGAGCAGCAGUCAUCUGUGAGUGUGGUGCAGCCCGGACCAGGCUUUGGCUACAACCAAGCUCAUUUUCAACCAGGCCAUGGUCCUCAGCAUGCAGUCAUGAUGCGGCAAAAAUCUAUUGGUAUAACAGAGGAGGAAAGGCAGUACCUACACCCUCCCGCUAUGAAGCUGGCUCGCAGCCUGUCAGUACCAGGACCAGAAGAAAUCCCCCCGCCCCCUAACACAUCCGCCCCAGAUCCACCUUUAUCUGCAGGCCCUCAUCCUGGUAGAGGGCCUGCUAUGCCCAUACCCCCUGUAUCUCAAGGCCACUUCCAGCCUCACUCUCAGCCAGGGCAUCCCACUCAAGCAGGGUGGGACAGGGGAGGCCCUGGUGGGAUGAACCAGCAGGUCAUGGUCCCCACUCUCCGGAGACAAUCAGAAGGACUGUGUGUCAGAGAGCCAGAUGUGCCCAGGAGAGGUGGUGGUAAGAUGGGAGGGUUAAGGAGAGGAUACAGCAGCGCUACACCACCAACAAGUGCUAAGCCUAAGGCCCAACAAGCACCACAACAUCACCCCCAAAUGGCCAACCAGCCAGGUGGUGGGGUUGGCAGGGGGACGGCCAGGAGAGGUGGUCGAGGAGCUCUGAUGAAGCAGUCAAAAGUGGAAGAUGGACUGCGACAGCACAGAGGAAAAGGAGGCGCAGCUAAAGACAAGAGCUCCAUCCCCAUCCCCACCAUCAUUGUCAAAGCACCCUCCACCAGCAGUAGCGGUCGAAGCAGCCAGGGCAGCAGCAUGGAAGCCGAGCUUUCUCAAGAUGUAGAAGACCUUCCCUCAGCAGAUGCUACCCCAGACAGCCCCAACACCAGUCUGCCCUCACCACUCACCCCCUCUCCACCUCAGCCUCCCACAUCCACCUCCUUGCCUUCAACAACUGUUGCUCAUUCUGUUUCCUCACAGCAAAACUUGGAAAAUUUAGAUUACACUUCAACAUUUGGUACGACUUUUGGGGGCGGAGGGCGUUUCCGAGAGAUGAGAAGAAGGAGCACUUCUUUCUUCCUCUCAUCUGAGGAGGACAUCCAAGGAGAGGCAGGUGGAGGAGCAGGAGAGGGAGGAGGCACAUUGAGGGCAAGAAUUCAGCCUUUACAGGCCUCACACAUGGAAGUACCCACCCCUCGACUCCGGCCCUCCAAGUCUAUAGAUGAGGGCAUGUUUUCUGGAGACAGCUACAUCAACUAUUCCAGCAGCAUGCCCCCAGCCUUUGGCCUGCCUGAGUAUUCUUCGCCUGUCCUUGGUCAGGAUGGACAGCCUAAGUCAGCUCCCUCAGUGUAUGGCACCCAGCCAGCUACUACCUUCAUCCAUCCACUUACAGGAAAAGUCUUGGACCCCUCAUCCCCACUUGGCCUGGCCCUGGCUGCCAGAGAAAGGGCCCUAAAAGAUGACCGCAGAACACGCCGAGAGGAGAGACACUUUGGCCGCCAGUUGUCCACAGUAGGAGCGUUCCCUACUCCUGUUCAGACCCCAACUUCUUCCCUUUUUGCAACCCCCACACAGUCAGCAUACAAUUCCCCAGUGUCUGUCCACUUAAGCUCUCCCACCACCAUCGCCUCCCCUGCAUCUCUGAGCCGGCCACAGUCACCAAGGAUAUUACGCUUGGGAGGAGGUGGGGAGAGGAUGGAGAGGGAAAAGGAGGGAGGACCCAGGGAGGGUCUUAGAGUUCGCUUCUCAGAGGACAGAACCAGUCAAUAUUCAACCCAGUAUUAUCCACCAAGCCCCAGAGAGAGAGAAAGAGAAAAGGAGGUGUACGACAGCAGACCUGCUCCACCCAUACAGCCUCCUCCACCUCCAGCUCAACCUGCCCCCCGCAGACCCUCCUUUUCGUACAUGGAAAGUGUUACCAACACCAGCUAUAUCCCUCAGUACACUGUCCCCACAGCCCCAGCAGAGAGGCAUGAAGCUAUGGGUGAAGGAAGAGCAGGGGAGGGUGGAAGUCUAGGACUGAUGGUUCUUCCUCCACCUGCUCCCUCAAUAGAUGCAGAUGAUGAGUUUGUCUUUGCAGAUCCCUUGCCCCCUCCUUUACAGUUUGCUAAUGGUAAGAAUGAAAGAGUGCAGCACCAUCAACACCCGAGUCAACGUUCUGCUGCUGUUGCUUCACCUCCUCCACCUCCUCUUCCAUCUCCCAAGACCUCAAAUGCCCACCAACCCUCUUCACAGGGUGGCGACUCUGCUGCCUCCAGUCUUACCUCCUACGACAGCGAGGUGGCCAACCUCACACAGUCAGCUCUCUCUCCAUCUUAUCCGUCCCCACAGAUAUUCCCCUCUUCCUCUGCUGCCACCACCUCUGCUGCUGCUCCACCUCCCGUGCCACUACACAAACCACAGCCUGUGUCCCAUUCUCAGGCCUAUUACAGCAGCUCUAACGACCCUUCAGUAGGUGGUCAGAGCCCAGCCCAGGACAGAGGCACGGCCACCCUCACCACCACCAUGACCUAUGCUACCACUACCAUGACAGCCACUGCUGCUGCCACCACCACCACAACCUCACUGGCAUCCUCUGACUACAACAUUACCAUGGCUGGGCCCAAGUCCGGUCUCAGUACAGGGGGCAAGGCUGCUGACCACACGUAUCAAACCACUAUUAUACCCAAGAGUGGAGACUGGCAAGAUGCUGUGGUGGACUCUGGGAUUGAGGAGCUGGACAGUCACAGCAGUAGCGACCACCAUUUAGAAAUACUGGGACUGAGUGGGCUGAGAGGAGAGAGGGGAGGGGUCGGAGGAGACGGACAAGGAGGAGAGGGAGAGAAAAGUGGUGAACAUCAUGAUACUUGCACAACCUACUCAGGUGGGCAAACAUUUGAGGUGCAUAGCACCAAGCUGGCAAACCCUGUGUUUCCAAAGAUGACUCAUUACAAAGAAGGGGGAGGGAGAUGCCUGCCUGUAGCACUACGUAGGCAGAACAGCACCAACCCUGCUCCCUUGCAGCUGCAGAGACAAACCAACCCAGAAGAUGCCAGAUUAGAUGAAGCUCUUGCAGAUGAAGGAAGGCGAAGUCGAUCUAAAAUGGAGGAUGGCUUCAGCUCCGCUCUGGCUAGCUGCUUAGAGAGGCCUAUGGACACUCGGUCAGGGGGCUGGGGUGAGGCUGAGGAGCAUGAGCAAGGAGGAGGAGUCCAAAGAGGUGGGAUUUUGUUGGAUGGCCGCAGGCUGCACUCACCUCUUUCAGGCAUGAAGGCAAGCAUAAUCAAUGAGCUAAGCUCCAAGCUGCAACAGAUGAGUAGCAUGAAGAGCAUGGAUGACUGGAGCCACACUCCCAAGUCCCCCACCAUGCACAGGUAUUCAGCAGAUUUCAGUGAUGUGUUUCACAGCCCCCCUACCGGCCGCUCCACCUCACCAUUACCCACCUCCUCCCCACAGCACCGUCAGAUCCUAACACCCAACUUGUCGGCCACCCCUUCUGUCUCUCCUUCCCCUCAAGUACCAGUUCAGCGUAACUGGACCCGCUCCCCUUCUCCACAGAUGCCUUCCUCCCCUGUUCAUUCACACCCUCCCCAUUCCCCAACCUACUGCCCAUACCCAACAUCUCCGAAGCAUCGGCCUAAGUUCCGUAGGCAGACUUUUGAUUUCCCAUGCAGUCCCACUAAGGAGAUGCGGUCUUCAGUGUCCCGGCGUCGGGCUCCAAGCCCUCUUAUGUAUAAUGCAGAACAACCGAAUCCCACCCCUCCCAGACCCUCCUCCCUCCCCAUCCUUCCCAGCACACCUAUCUACAACAACCCCUUCGACUUCCCCGGGCCCCUCACUCCUCCCUCUCCAGGCCUCCCUCUAGGAGACGCCUUCAAGGCUUCAACACCCCCGCUGUUUUCUCCUUCUGGUGUACCAAGUCCAAACCCGUUACUUGUGUCACACUCUCAUUCUCCCACCCAUUUUCUCUCUGGAGCCUCCUCCCCCAUGCACUUACCCCCAAGCCCUUCUUGUCUCAACUAUCCCCAUCUCACCCCUCCUCCACCAGCCAAGCCCUUCGCUGUCAAGCCCCUGCAAUACUGGACCAAGUACGACGUGGCAGACUGGCUGACUUACCUAAACCUGGGUGAACACAGAGAGCGUUUUAUAGACAAUGAGAUAGAUGGAUCGCAUCUGCCUUCACUCACCAAGGACGACUUCUUGGACCUGGGAGUGACACGUGUGGGACACCGAAUGAACAUCGAGAGGGCACUGAAGAAACUCACUGACAGGUGAGGGAGGACUAACAGACUCUGGAACACAUAGAGGCAGUGGGGUCAAAAGGUCAAAAUGGAAGCACAGGAUGAUGAAGGAAAGUCAGUCUCUGACUCCUUCCAUACACAUUAGCUGGAUCAACCCCUUUCUUCAUUAGAUGCAUUUAAUUUGAUAAGUUAUCACAUCUUCCUUCCAUUCCUUUCGCUUUCUCUUUAUUAACAUGUUCUCUUUAGUUUGCUCCACCUUUAUUUCAGUUCUGUUCAUUCUCAUUCUUUGAUUUGCCCUCCUUCUCUCCCCAGGCAGCUCUCUCCUUUGCAUGUCACUACAUCUCCCCAAGACACAGACUGAGAGGGUGAUGGGGUGAUUCAAAGAUGUGAGAGAAAGGGAGAGAAACAAAUUAACAAAGAUGAACAGUAACAGAAGAUGUGCAAGAGAAGAACAUCAGCAGAUUGUGUUGAACUAAGACUAAGGGCUGGAAAUAUGGAGAAAAAUGUCUUUCAAAUUUGAGGACACUGUCAUGAAAUUUGUGGAAUGACUACUGGUCAAGAAAGGGUAUAAAGAAAUUAAGAAAACUAUUAAAAUGACUAUCUUCUACUGAAAAUACACAUUAAAACUUUUGAUGGACAGGCAUUUAAUUAACACUGUUUUGUGCUGUUAAAAACAAACAUACACAUGCAUAUUCUCACACACUCUGACAGAUGGAUUCUCACACCAUCUGCUGCUUAACAGCACUGAGAAAACCUCAGUCUGAACUCAAAUAAAAGUUGCAAAGUUGCUGCUUAAAUGGUAAACCCCAAUAAAAUGUUUCUGACUGGGACAGAGCCAGAAACUCUGGUGAAAACAGAAAGAUAAGGACCACAUCCUAACAUCAAUUUUGUUGUUUUAAGCAGAUCAGAGUAUCAAAUGGUUACAUGUACUGGAGCUGAAGUUGGAAUAUGAGGGAAAAGGUUUUGUUUGUAGAUGAAAAUAGAGGGAAACAAUAGUAUUCUUUUUAUAUAUUUGCCAUAUUCCCCCAAGGGAUGCCCCAGUAAGCUGUGUAUGUAUGUAUUUUGCGAGCACUAAAUAUAUCUUACAUGUUAAAUGGGAUUCUCUAUUAGCGGAACCAUUUGUUUUGUACUAAGUGCUGAUCGCAAUCAUUCAUUUCCAACUGGUCAGGGUCUUUAUAACUGUUGAAUUCAAGUUGUGAAUAAUGAGGAUGUACAAAUACUGAGAAACUAUUGUUGUGAAAUAACCUUUUAUUAUUUUCCUGGUUAUUCUAGAGAAAGGAGAGGAAAUAAUAGCGAGGAACUGAAAAGUGUUUGCAUAUCAUUUCAAACUGCAAACCAUCUUUUUCCUCAGACGGUAUCGGUGUUUUAUGGCCAUAGCACAGGUCAAAGGAUGGAUCCAUCCUCUCUGAUGCCAUAAUGUUAACCGCGCUCUCGCACAGCAGGUGCAGUGAUCGAAAAGGGCUUUUUUCUGCUUCCCUGUCUGCCAGACUUCCUCAGCCUUCAGCCUCUGUGUGUCUGAUUUUUGUGUGUGUGUUUGUCAGCUGCGUUGGUGGCCACAAGCUUUCCUUGACCUACACCUUUCUCUUUCUAAUGUGUUUUCAAAAAACAUAUUUAUAAAGGUCAGAAAACCUUUCUUUCUCACCACUUGACAAUCCCAGUGUUAUGCUAUUCCGCACAUAAAGUAAAGUCACUUUUGGCUUUUCCCGUUUAGGGGUCGCCACAGUGAAUCGUCACACUGACAUCUCAAAUGUUGACAUU